AUGGCAGCACAGAAAAGAGGGGAAGAGAGGGAAGAAGACGGCAAGAAAAGCUCGUCUCUUGUCUACCGAAAAAUGCACGAUCUCUUUGGUUUAGAGCGGCACUGCGGUAGCAACGACCUGGACGACAAGCGGCCGAAAGUCGGUCUCGACGAGUCGGUCACCCCUCAAAGCGUCUGCCCCUGCCCCUCCUCUCUCUCAGUGACUGAGUCCAAUGUGAAAAAUUUGCCCCGCACCAAAAAUGAAGGGUGCCAAAGAGGCGCGGGGUUGCCCAUGUCCACCUUACACCUUGGACGGUGUACUACAAGGGCUGGGAUUGAUGGCGCCUUCAUCUUUUCGUCGACAGGGGACCGACCGCUGACCCGUUCGCCUUCGAGAAGCGGCAUGUCGGCGCUGCAGAAUCCAUUUAGUCGUGCCGUCUCAGAUAUGCAAAAGCGUAUGCCCGCCGACUGUCCACCAAUAUCCCUAGUGACUACCCCUCCAUCACCCCUCUUUCCCAAUGGGGCUCGUGGCAUGUCAAAAGUCAAUAGAACCAUCGCGCUGCUGCACGGCGGCUGA
Molecule: messenger RNA, 555 nt
Organism: Colletotrichum lupini
Lineage: Eukaryota; Fungi; Ascomycota; Sordariomycetes; Glomerellales; Glomerellaceae
Exons: 6
Coding region: 1-555 (184 amino acids)
Source: RefSeq, a predicted model, not a curated record